This is a messenger RNA of Aspergillus melleus, 1465 nucleotides long. RefSeq lists its product as uncharacterized. The record is from RefSeq and is a predicted model, not a curated record. NCBI's taxonomy places the organism in Eukaryota, Fungi, Ascomycota, Eurotiomycetes, Eurotiales, Aspergillaceae. The transcript has 3 exons. Gene Ontology annotation, molecular function: arylformamidase activity. The coding region runs from base 253 to 1065 and encodes 270 amino acids.
GGCGCCUUGUACGUGCGGAGAGGAGGCCCUUGGACUGAACUCUAUUGCUGAUAGUCGCCAAAUGGUCGCAUUUUCCCCGCUCUUAUCCUCGAGAUGACAAGACUGAUGGCGAUGGUUAUACGAGCUAAAGCUGUUUGUAGAUAAGCAGCCAGCAUUGAAAUGUGCUAUUCAAGCAGAAACCCUCGCGCGGUAUGCUCAGUGAUACAGCCCGAUUUCAUCCCAUCUUCCAAAUAAUAUCAGCGAUCGCGAAUCAUGGCAAGCAAGUCGCCGUUCGAUGUCCCUUUUGACGAGCUUCCCAACCCCAAACAGGUGUGGGUUGGAGAGCCUGGCAGCUAUGAAGAAGGACUUGGGAAGCUAGCCAUCUUGACGCCGGAGGUCGUGGCAAGGGCUGCCGCAAGCGAAAUUAGAACCGGUCGACGAGUGACCAUGAGCUGGGGCUUGACCAAGUUGGAUUUCCCAAAUUUGGGUCGCCAGCCAUGUAAACACACGAUCGUUCCCCUCCUAGGCGGAAUAGCCUUUGAUGACAUCUACACUAUGAAUCCUCAACAAAGUAGUCAGUGGGAUGGCCUUCGCCAUUUUUCGCAGACGGUUCCUGGUCAGACACAACGUGUUUUCUACGGGGGCACGACGGCUGAUGAGAUUAAUGACCGGGAGAACGACCGCAUAGGUCUACAGCACUGGGCACGAGAAGGGAUCGCAGGGCGUGGAGUGUUGAUCGAUUACGCAACGUGGGCAGAGAAAAGGGGAAUGGAGUACAGCACGUUUUCGACGCAUCAGGUCCGACUCUCCGAUAUCCUAGAAAUCGCCGAGGAAUCAGGCAUCAUCUUCCAAAAGGGGGACAUCCUAUUUGUUCGUGUCGGUGUGACCAAGGAGUGGGAUACUGUGAUGACCGACCAGCGCAAGCAGAAGUACUCGGAAGACCCAUGCCCCGAGCAUGCAGGGGUAGAAGCUACCACCGACGUGCUCCGAUGGCUCUGGGAUUCCGGGUUUGCGGCAAUCGCUAGUGACACUAUCAGCUGGGAGGUACGAAGAACGCUAAAGCUCAUCUCACUACGAGCUAAAUAACAUGUGACAGGUCUACCCCCCGCAGUCGGAUAUUUUCCUGCACGAAUAUGUACUUGCUGGAUGGGGAAUGCCAAUCGGUAAGUCAUUCCGCCGAAUCAGCAUGCUGCGCCGUUUAUAUGAAUACCAUUAAUACCCCCAAUAAUAGGUGAGCUAUUUGAUUUAGAAGCACUGGCUCGCCUUUGUCAGGAACUCCAACGAUGGACUUUCUUUGUGACCUCGGUGCCAUUGAACAUGCCUGGUGGAGUCUCGUCGCCGCCAAAUGUCAUGGCAAUUUUCUGAGCAGACUUUAUUCGGUAGCAAUGUAACGGCACCUUAUUGGAAAUUCUAUCCUUUUAUUCUGCUCCGUCUUCGUAUUUCAAAGAAAUAUAGAACAAUGGUGCCGACAAAAGGAAGCCCCGGC